Molecule: messenger RNA, 765 nt
Organism: Nasonia vitripennis (jewel wasp)
Lineage: Eukaryota; Metazoa; Arthropoda; Insecta; Hymenoptera; Pteromalidae
Exons: 3
Coding region: 36-554 (172 amino acids)
Source: RefSeq, a predicted model, not a curated record
AGGCUUUAGCAAAAUUUUGGAACGAAAAUAUCCCUAUGGAAUUCGAGUACAUCCUGGAGAGGGCUUAUGCGGUAGCACAUUUGCCUCCAGACAAAGUUGGAGAAGGAUUUAUGCACAUCACUAGCCUUGUUGAUAAUGUAGCAAAUGGAAAUGGCGUUAAUCCAGCUAUACUACAAAAGCUGCAAGAUUUUGCAGCUUACCUAAGAAGAUAUUGGCUACCACUUGCUGAAGUAUUGUCAGUCUUCCAAAAACCCGUUAGGUCCAAUAAUACUUGUGAGAAUUUUCACUUGUAUGCAGCAAAGAAAAUGGAAAUACGUUCCAACGUUUAUAGAAUGUUAGACGGAAUGGGGGCUCAAAUGGAUAAGACAGCAGCGAAUUAUGAAAUGGCUGAACGAGGUCUUAUAGUAACAGUUCAGCGACCAGCGCGUCUCGUAGAAGCUGACUUGGCUAUACAGCGAACUGAAAAUGAAUUUCUAUUGGGGCGUUAUGAUGUGGAAGAGUAUCUAACGCACAUUGCUGGUUUGAGGCGUUAUCAUUUUGCAAGAGGUUGGUAAAAUUAUUAAUAGUAAUGUAGAUUAUAUAAAAUUUUAAGAACAAACAAAAAUACUUCCUAGUAGAAAUAUUGGCAAUAUCUGUACUUACAGAGAUUUGCUACUUAUAAUGAAUUGACUAGUUAUAGUAAAUUUCUGUAACUCAUAUGUUAAUUUAUUCCAUAAAAACAAUGGACUUUCUCAGCUUCAAAAUAUUGAUCGAUACAUUGUUUUA